Phymastichus coffea is the source of this 1643-nucleotide messenger RNA. It is a transcript of the gene Hnf4, whose product is annotated as hepatocyte nuclear factor 4-alpha. The transcript has 8 exons. NCBI's taxonomy places the organism in Eukaryota, Metazoa, Arthropoda, Insecta, Hymenoptera, Eulophidae. Gene Ontology annotation, biological process: regulation of transcription by RNA polymerase II; cell differentiation; anatomical structure development. The coding region runs from base 274 to 1401 and encodes 375 amino acids. Gene Ontology annotation, molecular function: zinc ion binding; nuclear receptor activity; RNA polymerase II cis-regulatory region sequence-specific DNA binding. The record is from RefSeq and is a predicted model, not a curated record.
UUGAGUGAAUCAUUAUAUUCAUUUAUUUCAAAAACUUUUGAUAUAUAUUUCACUUCAUAAAAAGUUUAAACAUUUUUAUUUCUAGAAAUAAGUAGUUGCAGAUUUUUUAAUUGACGAGAAUUUAGCAAUUACAUUUUGAAUCAUUUCCAAGUACUCGUGUUUGAUAAAAACUAUUGUGAACUAAGUUUCAAUUUCGCUUUAUACACGAGUGCCUUCUUUCUCUAUCCAAUAGAAUUUUUCAAUGUCAAAGUAAAUCUUUCUAAUACACAAAGCAUGAGGAAAACUAAAAAUAAUCUAAAAAAUACAAAUGAAAUACAUGCUCACAAAAUAAUCAUGGAACCUACAUAUAAUGGUGUUCAAAAAAAUUCAGUAAAGGAAAUAUUGAAGUGUUCUAUUUGUGGCGAUAGACCAACUGGAAAACAUUAUGGAGCAGUAUCUUGUGAUGGAUGUAAGGGAUUUUUCAGACGCUCAAUACGAAAAAAUCACUUCUAUACUUGCAGAUUUAAUUUGAAGUGCGUUAUCGAUAAAGAUAAAAGAAAUCAAUGCCGUUAUUGUAGAUUGAAAAAAUGUUUGAAGGUUGGAAUGAAGAAAGAAGCUGUUCAAAAUGAAAGAGAUAAGAUAAGCUGCAAGAAAAUGAGCACUGAAGAUGACUAUCUUGAUUAUAAAGGUUUGACUGCGAUUCGUUUAUUACAAGCAGAAAUGCUGAGUAGACAAGUUGGAGCAACUUUAGAGUGUGGUAGCAUUCAUGAUGAUAUCGAUUUUAGUAAAAAAAAACUUGCAAGUAUUGAUGAUGUAUGUGACAGUAUGAAACAACAGCUCCUUAUUCUUGUAGAAUGGGCUAAAUACAUACCUAUCUUUGGAACAUUGACUUUAGAUGACCAAGUUGCUUUACUCAGAGCUCAUGCAGGUGAUCAUCUUCUUCUUGGAGUUGCCAGGCGCAGCAUGCAUUUGACAGAUAUACUUUUACUUGGCAAUGACUGUAUAAUAGUGAAUAAUCGUUCAGAUAUUGAUAAUCCCGAUUUUGACGUUGGAAAAAUUGGUUCAAGAAUAAUAAAUGAAAUCGUUCAGCCAUUAAAUGAAGUACAAAUUGACGAUGCAGAGUUUGCCUGUUUGAAAUCUAUCGUCUUUUUUGAUCCAAAUGCAAAAGGACUCACUGACGUCAAUACCAUAAAGAAGAUUCGUUUCGAAAUACAACUCAACUUGGAAGAUUAUAUCAAUGAACGCCUUCAUGAAAAAAAAGGUCGUUUUGGAAAUAUAUUAUUAACAUUACCUGCUUUACAAUCAAUAACAUGUGAGAUGAUUGAACAAAUUCAAUUUGUCCGGUUAUUUGGAGAGACACACAUUGAUAGUUUAUUGCAAGAGAUGCUUCUUGAAGGAUCAAUGAUAGAUUGUCAAUAUUAAGAUUAAGAUGCCUAUCAAUUCAGAAGGGAAAAAUGGCACUUAUACCAGCAAUCAGAAUAUUCAGUACCUGUUGGAAACGCCGGACGAUGACAUUUCUGUGGAAGGUCGUUACAUUCCAGUAAGAUUACGAUCCUAUACACACUUGAAAAUUGUGUAAAGAUUACUUCACAAGUAUGAUCAAGAAAAAAAAAAUUCGAGUCAUGGAAUGACUCAAGCAUUGAGCUUCUAUGGGACGAGCUUAA